Messenger RNA from Limanda limanda (common dab), 1686 nucleotides. It is a transcript of the gene il1rl1, whose product is annotated as interleukin 1 receptor-like 1. The transcript is spliced from 11 exons. The record is from RefSeq and is a predicted model, not a curated record. Bases 1 to 1686 code for a protein of 561 amino acids. Gene Ontology annotation, biological process: signal transduction. Lineage: Eukaryota; Metazoa; Chordata; Actinopteri; Pleuronectiformes; Pleuronectidae.
AUGGAUGCAUCCAGACUUCUCGUCCUCAUCUUUGUGGUGAUGUCAACGUUUGAAUGUUCAGAUACAGCAAAGCUCCAGUGUGAGGACAAUGAUGAUACAUUAAACCUGCUUGAAGGAGAAGCGUCAUAUUUUGUCCAUGAAGCUCCAGCUGAGAGAACCUUAUCAAACCAAGAGUUAAAAUGGUACAAAAACAACUCCAGGAUUGAAUAUAUCUCGUAUGACGAGAAAGAGAGGAUACAUCUCCAUGGUGGAGCGAUAUUCUUCUUAAAUGUUGUCCCCGGGGACUCUGGCCUCUACACUGCCCGGCAUAUAGGCCCAAACGGACAGUGCAACAACUACAAUGUAGAAGUUAAGGUCUUUGAAGCGAGUGAACGAGAGAACACUGAACUCCUGUACGGAGAACUCAAGAACUCCUACCAGUACCAGAAUGUCCGCUGUCCUCGUCCUGUCAAAGAAACAUGUAUCAAGUUUGAAGGAAACUACACCUGGUACAAGGACUACAGUCUGCUUCAAGGUCACCAUAAAGACAAUAUGCGGGUGAAAAAAAAUGCCAGCAAACAAGAUGAGGGCAUCUAUACUUGCAUUUGUACCUGGAGUCACAAUGACAUGGCGUACAACACGUCAGGCUCACGGAGGCUAUUAGUUGAAGAUCCAGGGACUUACGAUGUAAAAAUCCUCUCUCCUCUAGACAAGGAGCAGUUUGCAGAUGAAGGCUUGGAGCUCAAGUUGAACUGCACAAUUUUGUGUGGAAGGAAUGUCAAUGAUGAUUGUACAGCUAUCUGGAAUGUUAAUGGAAAAGAGGUCAACCAGAUGGCCGGAUACAAUCAAACCAUCAAACAAAUCAUGGAGAUGCCUUCAAAGACCACCAUCACCACUGCGAUCCUGACCAUUAAAAAAGUGUCGGCAAAGGAUUUUCGGGCUGAAUUCACAUGCACCGGCCUAGGUUAUUACGAAGGAAAUUCAACCACUUUAACACUGAAGCGGAAAGCGUCAAUAACUUCGUUGGUCAUUAGAGCCGUGUGUGUGUUGCUGGUGUGUGUGUUUGCCGCUGUGCUGGUGAAGUGCUUUGCUGUCGACCUUGCACUCUUGUUCAGACCCUGCUUCCAUCUGAGGAGUCACAAGAAAGAUGCGAGGAUGUACGACGCUUACGUGGUCUACCAGAUGCAGAAGAUGGACAAGGUCACUGAGAACACACUCUGUCAGUUCAUCACACAGGUUCUACCCUCCGUCCUGGAGGAGAAGUGUGGAUAUCGACUCUUCAUCCAAGGGAGGGAUGACAUACCUGGAGAAGACCACAUGGAGCUGGUGGAGAACAACAUGAAGCAGAGCAGGAGACUGAUGGUGAUCCUCACCCCAGGUUCAGAAUCAGGCUCUGAAAUGACUGAACAACAUCCCGACUCGCUCCGUGAUUCAGUGAUAGGAGGGUUUGACUGGCAGGUUGGGCUCCACCAUGCUCUGGUGCAGAGGGAGAUGACUGUGAUUCUGAUCCAGCUGGGAGACACUGGGCCACAGGGAUACACACACCUCCCCAUUGGCCUGCAGCAUUUGAUUCGAAAAAGCGCCCCCAUCAGGUGGCCAGAGGUUUCGCGGGUUGCUGCUGCGCGUAAAUCCCGCUUCUGGAAGAGAGUUCGAUACCUGAUGCCGGCCAUACCUGCCAAGAGGUGUCCACAGUCUGCUCUUAUUUGA